AUGGCUUCAACGUUUGCAAGACGACGUUUUUUGUUGGGCAGCUUUGCGGGCCGUGCAAAUGCAGAAACAUUGGUCGGUUUGUUCAUCUUGGACACGAGCAAAAGGUCCAUGGGCCUGAAGCCCAUGUUUGGCAUGCAGAUUCCGCUGGUCUGGACCUGCGCGCCGGGCCGAGCUGAUCUUUCCAGCAUGCUUCCGGACAACAUGUUGCACUGUUUACUCGGGAAGGCCUUGCUGAGCGGUGUCUACUUCCACAACAUCAGGCGCGGUGAGAUCAACUAUGCCCACAACAAGUACCAGGGAAGCGCCGCUGCAGAGGAAGGUGGCCAUUAA
Messenger RNA from Symbiodinium sp. CCMP2456, 330 nucleotides. NCBI's taxonomy places the organism in Eukaryota, Dinophyceae, Suessiales, Symbiodiniaceae. The record is from the annotation of a GenBank genome assembly.